CGGCGAACGGCAGUUCGACAGCAAGAGGAAUCUCGACUUCUCUUCACUGACCUCAACACGUACUCGGCGGCCCUUCUUAACAAGCUGAGGUUCUGGUCUUUGUGCGAUAGCAAUGUGCACAUCAUGGACGAACGCACUCCACUUAUCUCGACCGUCCGCGUAGAGCGGAGGACCGGGCAAUACCACCACACCAUCGUCCGCCGCUUCUGUACCGUCGCCUUAUCCAGCGUUCUUGUUGCUAUUAUAAUAUGCUUCCUCCUGCCCGUUGCGAUUCUCCCACGAGGUCACGAUCCUCUCUCUGCAUAUUUCCCUUGGUCUCACCACUUACCGAAAGCAUGGCCCCAGAGCACGGGAAUCACAUACAACGAACUUCAAGAGCUGCUCUUGAGCACCCCGGACGAGGAUAAGGUCCGUUCAUGGAGCGAGUACUACACUGCCGGUCCACAUCUCGCAGGGAAGAACCUGAGCCAGGCCAUUUGGACACGAGAGAGAUGGGAAGAGUUUGGAGUCAAGUCGGACAUUAUCGCCUACGACGUCUAUAUCAAUUACCCCGUCUCGCAUCGGCUGGCGUUGCUGAAAGACGACAAGGUGAAGUACGAGUGUAGCUUGGAGGAGGAUAUCCUCGAUGAAGACCCGAGCACGGCCUUGCAAGACCGUAUACCGACCUUCCAUGGCUACUCCGCUAGUGGCAAUGUCACCGCCCCGUACGUCUAUGUCAACUUCGGCACGUACCAAGAUUUCGAAGAUUUACUGGCUGCAAACAUCAGCCUGUCUGGAAAGAUUGCGCUGGCGAAAUAUGGAAAGGUGUUUCGCGGUCUCAAAGUCAAGCGGGCACAAGAGUUGGGCAUGAUUGGAAUCGUCAUCUACUCCGAUCCACAAGAAGAUGGCGAGAUCACGGAAGAGAAUGGCUACAAGCCAUAUCCCGAAGGUCCAGCCAGGAAUCCAAGCAGUGUCCAGCGAGGCAGUACGCAGUUCCUGAGCACUCUUCCAGGAGACCCUACCACGCCCGGGUACCCUUCAAAGCCAGGGGUGCCUCGGCUCGAUCCCGGGGGAUCCACUCCCAAGAUACCGUCACUACCCAUAUCCUACGCCGAUGCCCUUCCUCUCUUGAAGGCUCUCAACGGACACGGUCCUAACGCAAGCUCGUUCAGCGAUGACUGGCAGGGUGGUGGAUUGGGAUAUAAAGGAGUCGAGUACUAUAUUGGACCGUCACCAAGUGACAUGACUCUGAACCUGGUCAACGAACAAGAAUAUGUUACCACACCACUCUGGAACGUGAUAGGCGUGAUCAACGGCACCAUCCCGGACGAGGUCAUUGUCCUCGGGAACCACAGGGAUGCCUGGAUCGCUGGGGGUGCAGGCGAUCCAAAUUCUGGCUCUGCUGCACUCAAUGAGGUCAUCCGAUCCUUUGGUGAAGCACUCAAGGCGGGUUGGAAACCAUUCCGUACCAUCGUGUUCGCAAGCUGGGACGGGGAAGAGUACGGAUUGGUUGGAUCAACGGAAUGGGUCGAAGAGUACCUGCCCUGGCUGUCCUCCAGCACGGUUGCGUACCUCAAUGUCGACGUCGGAAGCCGUGGGAAACAUUUUGAUGCUGCAGCAUCGCCGUUGCUCAACAAGCUGAUUUACAAUGUGACCGGCACCAUACCUUCACCGAACCAAACCACGGAAGGACAGACGGUCGGCGACAUUUGGGACGGCAGAAUCCGGACAAUGGGCUCCGGCAGUGACUUUACCGCAUUUCAAGAUUUCGCCGGCAUCCCAUCUCUCGAUCUUGGCUUUGGCAACGGUCCAAAGGAUGCGGUCUAUCACUACCACUCCAACUACGACAGCUUCCACUGGAUGGACAAUUACGGCGACAAAGACUGGCACUACCAUGUUGCGGUGACGAAGGUAUGGGCGUUGCUUGCCGCUCAGUUGUCCGAAUCCGCAGUUUUGCCUCUGAGCGCGAAGGACUAUGCACGGGGCCUUGGUAAUUACCUCGAAGACGUCAAGGAAAGGUCCAAGGAGCUGUCUUUCUCGUCGAGCUUCAGCUUCAGCUUCAAGCACUUGGACAAGGCCACGGCGAAAUUACACAAAGCCGCCUCGCACUUUGAUGCCUACACGACAGAAUUAAAGGGCAGGCUGGGAGAAGAUGUCCCGUGGUGGAAAUGGUGGAAAAAGGUCAAGCUGUACUACGAGGUCCGGAAGGCGAAUUCAAAGUACAAGAUGCUGGAGCGACAGUUCCUCUUCCCGGGCGGCCUCGACAACAGGUCGUGGUUCAAGCACGUGGUGUUUGCCCCGGGGCGAUGGACCGGGUACGCCGGCGCGACGUACCCCGGACUCGUGGAGAGCUUCGAGGACAACAACGUGACCAACGCGGAACGCUGGAGUGAGAUCAUCGUCGACAGGCUACACGCGGCGGCGAAAUUGUUGGCAUGAUCGAAUACUUGAUAAGAAAAUGGGAAUUAUGAGGUAUAUGAAUUUUGGGUCUCAAACUCGAAUAGAGAGCUCGACUACAUUUUCUUGACAACUACGUGCUAAGACCUGAGAAAACAAAUGUCUCCAUGUCUCGUCGCUAUCGUUUGCAUCUUGUUAUCUCGGUCUAUUUCUAUUGUUGCGGGCAGAAGGUGGCGCGGAACCAUGAAAGAUGCUGGUGAUGUAUGACAGUGACCUGCUGAAUUAGGC
Exophiala oligosperma is the source of this 2664-nucleotide messenger RNA. RefSeq lists its product as uncharacterized. Gene Ontology annotation, molecular function: carboxypeptidase activity. The transcript is spliced from 2 exons. NCBI's taxonomy places the organism in Eukaryota, Fungi, Ascomycota, Eurotiomycetes, Chaetothyriales, Herpotrichiellaceae. The record is from RefSeq and is a predicted model, not a curated record. The coding region runs from base 124 to 2418 and encodes 764 amino acids.